Carlito syrichta (Philippine tarsier) is the source of this 4309-nucleotide messenger RNA. RefSeq names its product cytochrome P450 4V2 (gene CYP4V2). The record is from RefSeq and is a predicted model, not a curated record. Gene Ontology annotation, molecular function: iron ion binding; oxidoreductase activity, acting on paired donors, with incorporation or reduction of molecular oxygen; heme binding. The transcript has 15 exons. The coding region runs from base 1 to 2202 and encodes 733 amino acids. NCBI's taxonomy places the organism in Eukaryota, Metazoa, Chordata, Mammalia, Primates, Tarsiidae.
AUGAGUGUUGCGUUGGCAGUGCAGUCCUUUGUGCACUGUGAGAAGUCUGUUGUCAUCUAUGGCUUGCACCCCAGCCAUCUGACUGCCAAGCCCCCUUCUCCGCUUCCUGAGGGGACUCGACGUUGUGUGCUACAGUCCUGGUUUUAUCCAGGGAGUAGCGGCGAGUUUGAGCUUGACGAAUCUGGGACUUUCAUGGCUGUAACUGACCUUACGGUUCAGUCUCAGCCCUUACGAGAGGAGGAGACUAAAGCCCAUGACACCUACUUCAAGGCGCCAGUGCAGCCGUUGAGAAAGAACCCUUUCCACUCGAGGAUGGCGUCGCACCGUGGACGGCUUGCUUAUCCGCGUUUGGGCGGCAUCCGCCCGCGCCCCCUAAGAGGCACUCGGCGUCGAGUCAGGGUCCAGAGCGGCGAAGAGGGAGAUGCUGCCUGUCGCGCACGGCCCGGGCGGAACUUGCCCCGGCCUCACCGUCCUCUGCUCUCCUUCCGGGCUCGGUGGUCCGUCUUCGCUGCCGGGAAGCUGGGCUCCCAGCAGCCCGGCCCGGCCUUGCGGAGCCCUCGCCUCCCUUCCCCGCCCGCCUCUUCUUGUUCUCCAGGGUUCGCGCUCCCGGGCCCGGAAGACAUUCUGGCGAAGGGCCUCGCUCCGGCGUGCCUCGCCCAGGCCGCCGACACCCGCGGGUGCCCCCGGGGGCGGUGUCCCCCAUCCUCCGAGGACCCCGCCCCGGCGUCGCCAGGCGGGACCCGCUCCUUCCCUCCUGGCCUUCCGGUUCUAGCCCUUUUGAGGAUGCUGCGUGACGACGGGAAACGGCGGCCGCGGGGCCUUCGGGCGAACUUACUCGAAUUUUUUCAGCAGAUAAUCCAGUACACAGAAGAAUACCGCCACAUGCCACUGCUGAAACUCUGGGUGGGGCCUGUUCCCAUGGUGGCCCUUUAUAAUGCGGAAAAUGUGGAGGUGGUUUUAGCCAGUUCAAAGCAAAUUGACAAAUCUUCCAUGUACAAGUUCUUAGAACCAUGGCUUGGCUUAGGACUUCUUACAAGUACUGGAAACAAAUGGCGUUCAAGGAGAAAAAUGUUAACACCUACCUUCCAUUUUACAAUUCUGGAAGAUUUCUUAGAUGUCAUGAAUGAACAAGCAAACAUAUUGGUUAAUAAACUUGAAAAGCAUGUAAACCAAGAAGCAUUUAACUGCUUUUUUUACAUCACUCUUUGUGCCUUAGAUAUAAUCUGUGAGACAGCUAUGGGGAAGAAUAUUGGUGCUCAAAAUAAUGAUGAUUCCGAGUAUGUCCGUGCAGUUUAUAGAAUGAGUGAUAUGAUAUUUCGAAGAAUAAAGAAGCCCUGGCUUUGGUCUGACCUUUGGUACCUCAUGUUUAAAGAAGGAUGGGAACACAAAAGGAGCCUUAAGAUCCUACACACUUUUACCAACAAUGUCAUCGCUGAGCGGGCCAAUGAAAUGAAGCAAGACCAAGACUGUAAAGGUGAUGACAGGGGCUCUGCCCCCUACAAAAAUAAACGCAGGGCUUUUCUCGACUUGCUUUUAAGCGUGACUGAUGACGAGGGGAACAAGCUAAGUCAUGAGGAUAUUCGAGAAGAAGUCGACACCUUCAUGUUUGAGGGCCAUGACACAACUGCAGCUGCAAUAAACUGGUCUUUGUACCUAUUGGGUUCUCAUCCAGACGUCCAGAAGAAAGUGGAUAAAGAGUUGGACGAAGUGUUUGGAAAGUCCGAUCGUCCUGCGACAUUGGAAGACCUGAAGAAACUUAAAUAUCUGGAAUGUGUUAUUAAAGAGACCCUUCGCCUUUUUCCUUCUGUUCCUUUAUUUGCUCGUACUCUCAGUGAAGAUUGUGAAGUGGCGGGUUACAAAGUUCUGAAAGGCACCGAAGCCGUCAUCAUUCCCUACGCACUGCACAGAGAUCCCAAGUACUUCCCCCAUCCUGAGGAAUUCCAGCCAGAACGCUUCUUUCCCGAGAAUGCACAAGGACGCCAUCCAUAUGCUUAUGUGCCCUUCUCUGCGGGGCCCAGGAACUGCAUAGGUCAAAGAUUUGCUGUUAUGGAAGAAAAGACCAUUCUCUCCUGUGUCCUGAGGCAUUUUUGGGUAGACUCCAACCAGAAGAGAGAAGAACUUGGUGUGGAAGGACAGUUGAUUCUUCGUCCAACUAAUGGCAUCUGGAUCAAGUUGAAGAGGAGAAAUGGAGAUGAAUUUUAACUAUGUUGUACUUUUAUCAUGAAAAGAGUCUUUAAGAGAAACUUGGCAUUUACAAUUUGUAGAUCAUGAAUUCAAUACUCUUAAAUCCCUAGAUCUAAGUUUUGUCCCCACUGAUUUUGGUGUCAAGUCGACCAAAGAAAACGUUUCUGUGUUGUCAUCACCACCAUAGAUAUUACUCUUGGUCCCCAAAGCAGAAUCAACUGAGUCAGCACCCAAAGAAAUGUAUAACAAGUAAACAAGUAUCUCAACAAAGGGAUCCACAAGCCGAUUUAACGUCACCUGGUAGACCCAAGUGGUGAUAGAACUUAAUUGAAGUUCUAGAAUUAUUUUAAGGUAUUCUUGUUGACUCUAGAACAUGUAUAACAUUUUAUAUAUAUAUAUAUAUAUGUUUAUACAUACAUAUAAAAUUUGAAAAGGGUGAAUAAUUAAGUAUUUUAACUGAUGGGUCUUAUGUCUUUUGAAUUAUAUCUGUGGCAUCAGUUCUGAGAAUAUCACAGUACUUUUCGGAUUUCAUCACCUAGAGCAAAUCACUUCUAAGUUGACUCAUAGAUUCUGUAACAGUUUCCCUUUCGCCUGUGUGCUGUAACUUUAUUUCAUUCUUCACAGAAUCACAAUUACCUUUAUGCAUCAUAUUAUGGGAAGAGAGCCCUCUUUGUUCAGGCUCUCCCAGAGCCUCACAGGAUUGAUCAAUUCCUUUAGGAGCUGGAAAGACCUUAGAACUUACUUAGUUAUGCUCCCUUAUAUUAUACAUAAGGAAAUCAGAUCAACAAGAAGGUAGGUGUCUACCUAGAGUCCUGUUACUAGCAGGCGACAGGGCUGGAUGUAGAUAGAGGAGGUCUAUACUCGAAAUCUCUCCAUUCCUGUUCUCAUAUACUUUCUGCUACUAUAUGCUGUUACUUUAAGGAUCUCAGGUCUAUGACUAGAUGUGUCAUUAGAACACAGUUCAUCUUCUGAUUUAGGCAUUUUUUUUCUGUAAUUCUUCUAGGAAAAAAGAAGACACUGUAUUUAGUAACCCAGAAAUAUCUCACUUAGUUUAUCUGUAUUUAGUAACCCAGUAAUAUCUCACUUAGUUUAAGGUUAGACCUUUAAUUAAUUCAAUCCUCCAGAACAUACUUGUCAAGCUGAUAACUGACGCACAUGUCCUGAAUUUUAAUUUGAUAGACAAUACCUCUACUGCCAGUGAUUUUUAGAAACUUCAUUCAAUAAUUUAAACAAGUUUUUUUUUUCCAGUUUUCAUUCAUUCUUAGUAGAAUCACAAUGACCUUAGCUGAGACUCCUCUUGGUAAACUCCAGUCUCUCACAGUGCCUUAUAGGCGUAGUCAGUGUCUUUGGAGUUGGAAGAAGUUUAGAAUUUAUUUGGUUUGAUGAAUAAAGGUAGAAUUUUAAAAAAAGAAAACUUACUUGGCUUAUGCUCCAGAUAGGCAAAAGCAGAUAGAAGCAAGAAAUCUAGAGGGUAGAAUAUGUUUUCUUCAACGGAUACCAAAGGAAGAGAUGAUAAAACCAAAGCCAUUUUUUAAGCACCACAGCCUGGGCCGUUUAGGGUAGGGUCAGAAGUUACCUUUCUAACUAUCUAACUUACUUAACUAUCCCAGAGAGCCCUAGUGCUUACAACUCAGUUGCCAAGCUGAUAAGAAAAAGUCAAUUGGGAAGAUUCCCAUCAAAUGGUUAAUUCUCAUCAAUUUGUUAUCUAGAAAAGGAAUAUAUGUAGAAAACCUCCCAGGUGAUUUUGGAUAAUUAAAAUUGUAUUCAUCAAAAUUGGUGUUAUCUCUCAAUUUUAUGCACUUACAUUUAACCAUGACAUUUAAAAUUUUUUAAUGAUCCUACAUGACAUGUUAAAGUAAAACAUUGCUUAAUGUUAUCUUUUGGCCUAAGAUCUUCAUUUAGCCCCAGAACUAUUUGUUGCUCGUAUUUUAAUUGGUAAUUCAUUUAAACCAUGUCAAAAUAAGCUUUGCAAAAUUAUAUCAUGUUCUUCGGUAUCAAAAUGUGUAUGCUGGUUUUUUAAAUAAGACAAUGAUCGAAUAUCUGUUUGUGUUCCCAUUAACUGUCGUACUCCUGCUUGAAAGAGGUUUCUCAAGAAAAAUAAAUUACAUUUUAGACAUGGGCACUA